Cyphomyrmex costatus is the source of this 1781-nucleotide messenger RNA. It is a transcript of the gene Amacr, whose product is annotated as Alpha-methylacyl-CoA racemase. The record is from RefSeq and is a predicted model, not a curated record. Lineage: Eukaryota; Metazoa; Arthropoda; Insecta; Hymenoptera; Formicidae. Gene Ontology annotation, molecular function: alpha-methylacyl-CoA racemase activity. Gene Ontology annotation, biological process: bile acid metabolic process. Gene Ontology annotation, cellular component: mitochondrion. The coding region runs from base 34 to 1167 and encodes 377 amino acids. The transcript is spliced from 6 exons.
UAUAUCGUUAUAACGAGAAAAUACUUAAACGCUAUGGCUUUAAAAGGAAUUAAGGUUGUAGAGUUAGCUGGACUUGCUCCAGGACCUUUCUGUGGAAUGAUUUUGGCAGAAUUUGGAGCAUCUGUUACCAGAGUGGAUAAGCUUGAAACUCAAUCAUUAGAUUGUUUGGGCCAUGGGAAGAGAUCAAUAUCAUUAAAUUUGAAAUCUGAAGAGGGCAUUAAUAUUUUCAAAAAAUUAAGUGACCAAAGCGACAUUGUCAUUGAUACAUACAGGAGAGGAGUCAUGGAAAGGUUGAAGAUUGGACCAAAUGAACUUAUGGUAACAAAUAAAAAAUUGAUAUAUGCUAGGUUAACUGGAUACGGUCAAACUGGCUCUUUUGCAGAUAUGGCUGGUCAUGAUAUCAAUUAUUUAGGUUUAUCUGGAUUACUGUCUUUAUUUGGUCGAUAUAAUGAAAAGCCUAUACCACCUGUCAAUCUGGCUGCUGAUUUCGGCGGCGGAUUGAUGUGCGCUCUUGGAAUAAUCUUGGCAUUAUAUGAGCGAACUAAGAGCAAUAUUGGACAGGUGAUAGAUGCAUCAAUGGUAGAGGGAUCAGCAUAUUUAGGAUCUUGGUUAUUCAGAUCGCAAAACAUGGGUAUUUGGGAAAAACCACGUGGUAAAAAUCUUCUUGACACAGGAUCACAUUUUUACGAUACAUACGAGACGAAAGAUAAAUUUUACAUGUGCGUUGGAGCGAUCGAACCACAGUUUUAUGAAAUCUUUCUAGAAAAACUUGGUCUUUCAAGCGACGAAGUACCACAAUACGAAAAUUUUGAAGAAAAUCGUCGUAAAAUUACGGAAAUUUUCAAAACGAAGACUCAAGCGGAAUGGUGCGCUAUAUUUGACGGCACUGAUGCAUGCGUGACACCGGUGCUAAAUUUGAAAGACGUCAUGUUACAUGUUCACAAUAAGCAGAGACAGACAUUUACGAUUGUAGGAGACGAUUUAAUUCCAAAUCCUGCUCCUCGUUUAUCUCGAACACCCGGAAUUUCUCUUGGAGUUCAAAGAAACCCACAAGUCGGUGAAGACACUGUACAAAUUUUAACUGAAUUAAAAUUUCAACCUAGUGAAAUUGACCAUCUAUUGUCAAAUGGGAUUGCUUACCAAUCGCAGCACAUUUCUAAACUUUAAAUUAAAGUUACCUCUAUAUAAGAUGUUGCGUCUACCGCCAGAAUUGAUUGUUUCCAAAAACAAGCAUAUUUUUGUAACACUUUUGCACAUGCGCGAAACAAACAGACAAAUGUUAUUACUCUUAAAAAAAAAAAACUUAUUGGUAAAGGGCACAAUCUGUCAACUUUUCAGAACGUUUGAAAAUCAACUCGACUCUGUCACCAAGCUUCAAGCUUUGUAUUUUUCCCAAUUUUCUUCGCAUUUCGCUAGUCAACUGAUGAAACACUCUGCACUGAUAUAUGGGCGAAGUAUGGAGGCGAAGAAUGGAACAAUAUAUUAAUUAAAAUGUACGUACACUUUGACCUUGGGUGGAAUCAACAAGGUCAAACUCAUAAGGUUGGUAAAUAAAUCUUUUUACAACCUACACAACUUUUGUCUGAAACAAUUUUGUAAAACUUAUACUUUUUGAGAUAUUCGAAAUCCGAUCUUUCUCGAACAUUCUCUGUCUGUCGUAGCUACAGAUGGUCUAUACUAAUACAUCGUAUUAGGAUCAUAGGAUCCUAGGUUCAAGGUUGCAAAAAAUAAUCCCUUUGAUGUUCCCGACAAUCUCUGAAACUUUAUUGGUUAAAUUUCCG